Molecule: messenger RNA, 2208 nt
Organism: Cyanistes caeruleus (blue tit)
Lineage: Eukaryota; Metazoa; Chordata; Aves; Passeriformes; Paridae
Source: RefSeq, a predicted model, not a curated record
UGAGUCUGGUUUGUUAUUCCAGGGAAAUCUCAUUGCUUUAUGGCACUCUCCUGGGACUUUGAAGCUGUUUGAGAGGUUGACACUGCCUGGUUUCUGCUGUGAUGCUGGUGGAAAUACUGACUGGUCCUGGAAAAUGGAUGACUGUUGGGAGUGUUUUUGUUUUUACACAUCUCAUCACACGCGUGCUGUGAGCUGCUCCCAGUGCCAACAGGAGCACGGCACUGAUGCUCUCGCCUUUUCAACAGGUACAUGGGAUGAAGGGAGCCUGACACCUGUCUGGAGAGGACACCCCAGCCCCUGUGGAGCUGCCCACCAUGAGCAGGACACUGCUGGCAGGCAGGAUGCAUCCAGAGAUCCGGAGCGUCUGCGUCUUCCUGCCCACCCGCGAGCAGCUCAGCCUGGCCGUCGGGGUCAAAGCCACUGGACAGGAGCUCUUUCAGCAAGUUUGUGAUUUAGUGAAGAUUAAAGAGCCUCACUUCUUUGGCCUCAGCAUUGUUAAAAAUAAUGAAUAUGUUUUUAUAGACCUGGAGCAGAAGCUUAGCAAAUACUUUUCAAAGGAAUGGAAGAAAGAGACCACCAAAGGGACAGAGAAAUUCAGCCCUCCAUUUGUUGCAUUCUUUAGAGUACAAUACUAUGUAGAAAAUGGAAGAGUAAUAGGCGAUAAGGUGGCACGGCAGCUCUACUACUGCCAUCUCAAAGACCAAGUACUUAUGUCUCAUUGCAACCACAAAGAAGAAAUCUACUUCUUGCUGGCUGCCUAUAGCUUACAGGCAGACUUGGGCAACUACAGAGAGAAGGUCCAUGCUGGCAAAUACUUUGAACCUCAGGCUUAUUUCCCACAAUGGAUAAUUGCAAAGAGGGGGAGCGACUACAUCUUGAAACAUGCCCCAGAGAUGCACCGAGAACAGCAAGGGCUGAGCACGAAGGAAGCGGUGCUGAAGUUCAUUAAGGAGUCCUGCCUGCUGGAAGAUGUGCCUGUCCACUUCUACAGGCUGCAGAAGGAUAAGAAGGAGGAUCGACCGACAGUUAUCCUGGGCCUGACCCUGAGAGGAAUGCACAUCUAUCAGGAGGUGAAUCACGUUCGCCAACUCCUCUAUGACUUUCCCUGGUCACACAUUGGGAAGCUGGCCUUUCUGGGGAAAAAAUUUGAAAUCCAGCCAGAUGGUUUGCCCUCUGCACGGAAACUGGUUUACUACACGGGUUGCCCCUUCAGGUCACGCCAUUUACUGCAGCUACUCAGCAAUAGCCACCGGCUCUUUCUGAAUAUUCAGCCAGUUUUGAAGCAGAUCCAAAAACUGGAGGAGGCUGAAGAGAAGAAGCGCUACCGGGAGUCCUAUAUCAGUGACACUCUCGACAUGGACCUGGACCCGUGCGACAAGAACUCCCGUGGCAGCGGGAGCAGCGGGGGCAGCCGCAGGGAUAACCGCCUGUCACGCCAGUCCACGGGGAGCCACGGCAGCUCGCACACCUCGGGCAUCGAGGCUGACUCCAGGCACCGCGUGUCUGUGGAAAUGUCGGUGGAUGAGCCCUUCGGCAUUGACCGGGUGCAUAGGAAAGAGAAAUCCUGCAGCUCAACCAUCAGCUACGGUAGCUCUGGCAUUGACAGUGGCAGCAAGGGGCGGGCUGAAGAUGACACUCAGGAUGAUGAGCUUGAGCUGGCAGUAGAUGAGCCAGAGGAGAUGCCUGUAGAUGAGCCUUUAGAGGGAGACCAGUUAGAGGAGGCCACUGUGGGAGAAUCUGUUGAAUCCCUGCCUCUAGAUGCUGCUAGCUGCCAAGCUAUAAAUCAGGAAUCUCUGUCUGUGGUGCAAGUCACACUAAUCAAAAUGAGAGGCCAAAGUGUGGAAUCCCUUCACCAGGUCAGAUCUCCCAAAAGCCGGAGCUGCAUGGACCAGCACAGCCAGAGUUUGGAUGACAUCCGCCUGUACAAGCGCCGGCACCCAUCACUAAGUGCCACGCUGUCUUCAGACACGUCCCACAGCUACACCUUCGGCUGCAGCCUCGAGGAUAAGCUGUCUGUCUACGGCUGCGUGUAUUCCACAGCGGACUGCAAAACCAAGUCUGCUCUUUAUGGGAAGCGAUCCAUGAACUGCCUCUCCUUGGAUCUUCUGGGAGAGGACCAGCUCCCAGAGGAGUUUGUGGUGUAAUGAGAUUGGAGCUCUUCCAUACCAGGAAACAGCUCAUCAUGGAAAUAUAUACCUCAUUAACACA